AUAGGCGAGACUGAGACUGGCCGUUCUCAGUUUCUCUUUAAACUCCUGCACCAAUAACAUAACUCAUUCAUUUUUUAGAGAGACAAUGGAGAAAAUUAUUUUAUUGUGUGCGAAUGUUAUUUUAUUGAGUGGAUGGACUCUAGGAGAAGUUCCUUCUUACAUUACGGUUUGCGGCCGCAAAAAUUCAAAUUUGAAUGAAUGCGUAAGGAACAGCGUAGAAUCACUGCGAGGAAAAAUAGCUGAGGGAAUGCCAGAGUUGGAUGUGCCAUCAGUGGAGCCAUUCUUCUUGCCAGAAGGAUUACCAUUAGUAGAUUCUCCUGACAUCAAGGCUUAUGCUCGUAAUGUCAAGCUCUAUGGCAUUCCGAAUUUCGUUCUGGACAACCUCAAUGUUGAUCUCGAUAAGCAGCAGAUUGAUCUGCAGGUGCAUUUUGAGAAACUAAGGCUUCAGGGAGAUUAUGAUGUCGCAGCGAAAAUUGUUGUACCGAUUAAUGCUAAGGGACCCGUCGAGAUUGAAACAAGUGGCGUCUCCGGUCAGGCAGUUCUAAAAUACCAAAUAGUGAACACAAAGAAGGGCCGACGCAUGUACUUCAAUACAAUGUCUCUAAAACUCGAUAUCAAAGACUACGUCUCCAAAUUUGUACCUACUGGAGGCCCUGAUGUGACAUUCGGAGAAGCAAUUAACGCUGUGCUCAACUCAAAUCGUCAAGAAAUCAUCAGUGGAAUUCAACCAAGUUUGGAGAAGUCAAUUUCAGCUAAAAUUCUAGAGCUUGCCAAUAAAAUCUGCAAGAACUUCACAUUCGAAGAACUAUUCCCGGACCGCGAAUAGAUUUGUUUAUUGUGGUUUGUGCACGGUUGUGGCAAUUGUUCAUUUUAAAACCGAAUUUUCAACGUAAAUUACACGAAAAUUCUAUUGUACAUAUUGUAUAGAAUAGAGAAUAGUAAAGCGAGUUUUUCUCAUUUUUA
Diachasma alloeum is the source of this 963-nucleotide messenger RNA. Its product is annotated as putative beta-carotene-binding protein. Bases 86 to 826 code for a protein of 246 amino acids. The record is from RefSeq and is a predicted model, not a curated record. Lineage: Eukaryota; Metazoa; Arthropoda; Insecta; Hymenoptera; Braconidae. The transcript is spliced from 3 exons.